This is a messenger RNA of Ostertagia ostertagi, 198 nucleotides long. NCBI's taxonomy places the organism in Eukaryota, Metazoa, Nematoda, Chromadorea, Rhabditida, Trichostrongylidae. The record is from the annotation of a GenBank genome assembly.
AUGGGUUCUUGCCUGUGCAAAGAGAAGACACGUCAUAAUCAUGAAAGCGGCAGUAGUCGAGGAUCACGUGGAUGUCGUCGGUCGGAGGAGCGAAACAGAUCACCACAUUCUUUUGAACAGGAGCUUGAUUUCGACGCAGGUCUGUUAGUUUUGCAAAACAGUGGUGUUGAUAUCAAUUCAAAUAGUUCUGAUGUAUAA